Messenger RNA from Nomia melanderi (Alkali bee), 1605 nucleotides. It is a transcript of the gene Atg6, whose product is annotated as Beclin-1-like Atg6. Gene Ontology annotation, biological process: late endosome to vacuole transport; cellular response to nitrogen starvation; mitophagy. Gene Ontology annotation, molecular function: phosphatidylinositol 3-kinase binding; protein-macromolecule adaptor activity. Gene Ontology annotation, cellular component: phosphatidylinositol 3-kinase complex, class III, type II; phosphatidylinositol 3-kinase complex, class III, type I; phagophore assembly site. The record is from RefSeq and is a predicted model, not a curated record. Lineage: Eukaryota; Metazoa; Arthropoda; Insecta; Hymenoptera; Halictidae.
CAUCUAUACAGAUUUUAAGUCUGUGCUAGUGUAUACUAGUCGAUGGUAAAAACAAAAUUAUUGUUAGUUGCUCUACGUACGCCUUCUUAUGGAGGAUAAUGAAAACAAAAUCAGCUGACACUGUGUUCCAAGCAUCAAAUGCGUAUUUAUAAAUAACACGGGGAACAAGAGCAUUCUGUGCAUUAUUUUUUAGAAACAAACGAUCAAAAUGGUAGACAUGAAAAGUAAUGUAAGUUUUGCAUGUCAGCAAUGUCUACAACCGCUCAGGCUAGACCCGAGUUUUUAUCAUCUCGGAGAACACACACUAGCAGAACUUUCACGUAGUUCCCAUACAACAAGUGGUAGGUGAUUUAGAACCUCAAAGUGGAAGUAUGGAACAUCUUGUUCCUCCAUUUAGAUUAACAGAAUCUGCAAAUGGAAAUAAUGGAUUCAUGUUGGUUGGUGAUUCUGGGGAAACAGAAAGUCUAAGUCAUCAUUUAAAGGUACGGGCAACUCUGUUUGAUAUUCUCAGUAGUAGUAGCUCUGCUGAUCAUCCACUUUGUGAUGAAUGCACUGAUAGUCUCCUCCUAUUAAUGGAUCAGCAAUUAAGAAUGACAGAAGAAGAAUGGUCAGACUAUAACGAAUAUUUAAAGAAAUUAGAAAUGGAACAGCAGCAGCAAGGACAUGAGGAUAUUGAAAUGGAAACACUCACAAAAGAGCUUCAGGAUGUUAAAUCUGAAGAAGAAAGGAUGAUAAGUGAAUUAGAAGCACUAAAAAAAGAGGAACUGGCAACUAAGAAUGCUAUAGCUCAACAAGAAAGGGAAAGAGAAAGAUUACAAAGCGAGGAAGAGAGAUAUUGGAAAGAGUUUUCAAAACACAAAAGAGACCUUAUAUUAGCUGAAGAUGAGAAUUGCAGUCUGGAGUGCCAAUUAGCCUAUGCAGCUUCUCAGCUUGAGAGACUGGAAAAAACAAAUGUUUUCAAUGCUACAUUUCAUAUUUGGCACUCAGGACAUUUUGGAACUAUAAAUUCCUUCCGUUUAGGCAGAUUGCCAAGUGCACCAGUUGAUUGGAGUGAAAUAAAUGCUGCUUGGGGACAGACAACCUUGCUGUUAACAGCACUUGCUCGAAAAAUGAAUCUCACGUUUAAACGUUUCCGUUUAGUGCCAUUUGGUAAUCACAGUUACAUAGAAGCCUUAGACCAACACAGAGAACUACCUUUAUAUGGAAGUGGAGGAUUUAAAUUUUUGUGGGACACAAAGUUUGAUGCAGCUAUGGUGGCCUUUCUAGAUUGUUUACAACAAUUUAAAGAGCAAGUAGAGAAGGGUGACAGUGGAUUCUGCCUCCCGUAUAGAAUGGAUCGCGGGAAAAUAGAAGAUUCUGCAACAGGCAACUCUUACUCCAUCAAAAUACAAUUUAAUUCAGAAGAACAAUGGACCAAAGCACUGAAAUUUCUUCUGACAAAUUUAAAGUGGGGUCUUGCUUGGGUCAGUUCCCAAUUUGCAAAAGAUGAAUCUGAGCAUUGACUUAAUACCAGUUUACCUCGAUUCAUCCAGCCCUUAAUCAUACAUCUCUUUCACAUUCACUUGUGUACAUACAUGUUCUUUGUAAAUAAACUCAGUUAAAGGA